Molecule: messenger RNA, 222 nt
Organism: Iphiclides podalirius (scarce swallowtail)
Lineage: Eukaryota; Metazoa; Arthropoda; Insecta; Lepidoptera; Papilionidae
Source: the annotation of a GenBank genome assembly
AUGUCAACAUCGCGUCGGCACCUGUCCGAAUCCGGCCGGUCGCUUCCCGCGCGCCAUUUCCAGCCCAAUUCCGCGUCCAGUUUCGGAAUCGGGGAAUUUGUCGAAUUCGCAGCGAGAGCCCCCUUCCGCCCGGUAAUGACGGCCGCGUCCAGUCACCGGCGAAACUCGUUAGCUGCUCGCGUCCGUUUCAUCGCGCUGCGCAAUGGAGUUAUAGGAAAUGCG